ACACCGCGGAACUUACUUCUGAGAAAACAGGCAUAGGAUUGAACUGCCAAUGAACUCAGCGAGGUUAUCCACCACUCUAGGAAAUAUUGGGGCUGGACUAUUUUUUAGGCAUUUAACCAAUACAAUUACUUGAUUUGUGGCUCCACACACCAGAUUGGUGUUCUGUGAGCCCCCUGGAGAACCCACAUCAAGGAAUAGUGCAGUAGUACGGUUGUGUAAUUGUGCUUUUCUCUUUCUCCACAUAGUCCAAUAUUGAAACGAAGUCCUGAUAUCACCAAAUCACCACUUACAAAGUCAGAGCAACUUCUGAGAAUAGAUGACCAUGACUUCAGCAUGCGGCCAGGUUUUGGAGGUAUGACAUGUAAACUUCUGUUGAUAAUCUCUUUUCCUCUCUGUGUUUUCUUAAAAACACCUCUUAGUGAUUUUCUUAAAUAAAAGAAGUCUAUAGGAAUAGUCAAUAUCUACAGGUAAAGGUAUUCCCUUGCUUUAACCCUGAAGUUUAGCUUUCAUGCACUCCCCUCAGGAGUGGCACGUCCUACUUUGCCGCCUGAGGCAAAACAGGAAGGUGUCAUUCCGCAUCACCAAAGCCUCCCUUACCUGGGUCAUGUGGCAGCAGCAGUGAUGGCGGGUUCUGGCAAGAUCACAUGGAGUGCACAGGAUCUUGUGAGAUCUCCCUGGAAGCUAGUGCCCCUGCCUCUUCUCUGCCAGGGGUGGAGAAAGCAGGAAGGGUAGGCCGCCUCUUGGCAUUCUGCCACCUGAGGUGCUGCCUCAGCCAACCUCAUGAGUAGGUCGGCCCUGACUACCCUCACAGAGUCACUGUGCAUUUAGUUAACGCCAGGGCAGGCGGAAAUAUACGGUAAUAAGUGCAGCUUCCUCUAUUGCUGCAUCCUGAUGCUGAGAAGAGCUGUGUACAUUGAAUUCCUGCCUGCCAUUAAGCUGUUAAAGCCGGGGUGGAGAACCUGUGGCUGUCCAUAUGUUGUCAGGUUACAGUUCCCAUCACUCCCUGCUUCAUUGACCAUACUAGGGCAUGAUGGGAAUUGGAGUCCAAUAGCACCUGGAGUACCACAGGCUCCUCCCCCUUGUGUUAAGGAUGAAACCAGAUGGUCGCAGAGGCUGGGGGGGAAAUGUGACAAGCAGCUGAUGUGGCUUGUUUGCUUGAGUGAAGUGGUUAUAUUUUGAUAAAACUCAAAUAAUAUAUUUUUUUAGGAGAGCGAAUCAGUGCCCUCCCCUGCUAAUCCCAGAUGUGGGAGGAAAAGGGUAUUUUGAGGGCAAUAGGGAAGAGUAUUUUCUGUGGCACUUUUUCUUAUUUCCGUAUUGAAGGGCUCAGCUCUGGUUUUUAAAACAGGUUCAGACGCCUGACUGAAAUUAAGCCACAAAUAUGUCUGUGACCUUAUUUAGCUCAGUAAACGCUCCUGUUACGCUAAAGUGCCUUCAGUUUGGCUCUAUCAUAUUCCUCAUAUAAGAACAUAAGAACUGCCCUUUGCUUGAGGGUUAUUACGAAUGGUGGUUUAAAUGUGACAUUUAUUUGGCUUUGCUUGCUAGUUCGUCUCUCUUAACUGAUGGGCAGCUGCCUUUUUGAAAAGCUUAGGAACAAUGAGCUUUUGUUUGUUUCUGCAGCAUAUCUCUUGCAAGCUUAUUGGGCUAUCUGAAUUGACAGAGAAUAUUUUUUUAAGUACAAUGUUAUGUGCAGAUAAGUACAAUUCCCUCAUAAACUUAAAUUAUAAAUGGAAGCCUUAGAACCCCUCCAGACUGGUAUUUUAUUGUGGAUGUAUUCUGUGGCACAUGUUGGAUUAAAUCCACUUUCUUUGUGCUUUCUUUCCCCAAUGCUAUUAUAUUAUCGCUGUCUGAAAGAGCCACAGUGCGGCAGAAACAGGACAACCCUCUACCCCACCAUAACAUUUGUUACACAAACACCAGGAAGUUGCAGGAUAAGCAUUUAUUUGAAAUGAAGACCAGAAGCGUGACUGGCAAAAUACACUUUGACGGGAGGAGUGUUUGAGGAAUAGAGCAGAGUAUACUGAGUAUACAAAAACAGAAUCCUGAGAAUACAAAAAAAUAGGCAUGCCUGUUCUAAAAAUGGAUAUGCCUUCUAUUAAAAAUAAAUUUCAUGGUAUUAAGCUGAACCUUACUACCUGGUUGGGUCGUAUUUCUCUGCAGAUGGCAGUGAAAUCCCAAGGCUUUAUUUCACAGCAACUGUGUCUGUACGUGCACAAUCGUUUAUUUUAGAGGUGAGGAACUUCAGGCCUUGGGGCCAAAUGCAGCCCUGUAAGCCUUACCUAUCUGGCCUUUGGGAGUUGCCUAACGCCCCACUCCCUCCUCAGGCCCCACCUCUCAGCUGCCCGGCUUCAUACCCUUCUCGAGUGUUUUUGCCUGGCUGGAAUGUGCCUUUGAAGACUGAUAAUGCCUCUUGGCUGCCUGGAUGGAGAACCCAGAGGGGCCUGUGGGUGUUUGCAGAAACUAGCCUACUGUACAAGAGUAAAAUUUACAUUUCUUGCUCCACCCACUUUUAUCUCCAGCCCUGCUCACCACCACCAUGUGGCCCCUUGAAUGUUGCCCAGAAGGGAAUAAAACCAUCAAAUUGAAAAUGGUUCUCCGGCCGUAAUAUGUAUAAUAGAUCAUCAACUAAUGCACCAUUUUGCUGAUCUAGCAUUUUCACUACAGAAAGAAUAUUUUAGAUUGCUCCAGGUUAAUGUUUUACUUCCAGCAUUGUGGUUGCGUGCUAUACAAAAUCCAAGCUUUUAGGACAGAGGAUUAGGAAAACAUGCUUUCUUAUGCCCCACCAGAUUAAAGAAUGUUGUAAUUUAUCUACCCUUUCCUGGCUGACAGAUGGUCAUUCAAAUCCAAACUACCGGUACUAUUUUACCCCUUGAUGAGGGAAGCUUAUUGUUACUACAUGCGCAAUAUGCACAAUACAAGUUCAAUUAGUUGUAAAAGGCUGGGGGGGGUUUGUUGGUUUUUUUUGUCCAGCACUGUUCAUGAACAACCUUUAUGCUUUUAGCAAAUCUCAUGUUCUAUAAUUGCAUUAUUAACUCAUGUAGGAGGAUUUAUGUAUGCAUUUUACUAAGAUAAUCUUUGCUGAAAUUGAAAUUCUAAUAUUUAUCUCCUAAGUAUAAAAAGUGGAAAGUGGUACACCUAUUUGGCUGAGUUCAAACAAGUGUGUCUGCAACAUCAUGACUGUACAAAGUGCCAAAUGUCUCAAACCAUGUUUUCGUAUUCUCCUUGCUUCUCCUUGAACAUGGAACUUAUUGACGGAGGCAGACAGGUGGUUAUAGCACCUGGGGAAGGACUGUAGCUCAAUGGUAGAGCAUCUGCUUAGGAUGCAGAAGGUUCCAUGUGCAAUCUCAGCCAUCUCCAGGUAGAGCUGGGAGAAUUUUUUUUGUCUAACAUCCUGGAGAGCCACAGCUAUGUAGACAGUACGGAGCUAGAUGGACCAUCGGUUUGAUUUUGUAUAAGGCAGCUUCCUAUGUUCCUAACUGAGAGCUAAGUAAUGAACCUGCAUGUGUGAAUCAGCCAUAAGUGUUUUGCGUAUAUAUCAAUAUCAUUAUCAUUUUUGAUGUCCUGGCUUUUUAGAUAUUGGUCUGCCCAUGGGGACCCCCAGUGCUUCUUACUUUGUGAGUAGGGGUGUCACAUUCAAUCGUCAUCCUCUCUUGCUGGAGGAGUAAACGAUAAGCCUCCUGUGUGUUGCUUUCACUGCGAGAAUCAGGCUCUCCCACCUCUCUAAUUAGUUAAGGAAAAACACAAUGCAUAGUUUACCUGCUCCAUAUUAAACCAGCCUUUGCCAACCUGGUAUUCUUCCGAUGUUUUUGACUACAUAUCCCAUCAGCCCCAGCCAGCAUUGCAGUGUAGUCUAAAACAUCUGAAGACCUCUGGUCUUUGAAGGCCUCUAGUUUGCCUGGGAACCAGCCCAGAGGUGCAAAUGGCCUGUGAUCUCACCUAGCAACUGUGUGCUUCUCUUUAAUGUUAAUGUUUCGUUGUUAGAAGGUUCAGCUCACCCCUAAGUUACUUCUUGGCAGCUAAUGACAAAUAACCCAGGUAUGAUUUGGAGUCCUUUGCUGUGCAGUAACUGCCUGUGUCCUUAGACAUGGCAGCCAGCAAACCAUUUUGCAUGCUUGCCUUCUUUGUGAGAGCCCUACUGCAAAUUACUUCUUCAUAUGUUCUCUUUUAAAAACAUAUAAACAAUUCUGAUGCGUUGCAUUCUGUGUUUCUUAUAGGCCCUGCCAUUCCUGUUGGAGUAGAUGUACAAGUUGAAAGCUUGGACAGUAUUUCAGAGGUUGACAUGGUAAGUGUCAUGCCCAUGUUUGAAUGGUUGUUCUUUCUGAACAAGAGGUUUUAUGGAAUGGGCUGCUCUGAAAAACAGACAUCACGUUAGGAGUGGGAAAAGAGAUUACUGAGUGGAAAACACUUAGGCUGCAUGCACACCACACACUUUAACCACUUUUUUUCCUCCAAAGAAUCCUGGUAACUGACCUACAAUUCCCAGCACUCUUAACAAACUAUAGUUUCCAGGAUUCUUGGGGGAGGGAGCACCAUGACUGUUAGAUUGGUUUAAGAAUGCUUUAAAUGUAUGGUUUGGGUAUGACCUAAGACAUGGAUUUGUACAUUAGUUUCAAAUCCAGUCCAAUAUUCCAAUGGCAAAAAUGUAUUUAAGACAGCACAUCUUUAACUAUGGAACGGGGGCAGCCAAACACUUGUAGGAUGUCUUUGCCAUUCUACCUGAAUCUUACAAUUGCAAUGUAAAACUUAUUUCCUUUAUUACAUUGGACUAAGAAAUAUUUAUGGAUUAAAAAAUAGUAAUGUGAUUUAUCCUGCCAACCUAGCAGUUUGAAAGCACGUCAAAGUGCAAGUAGAUAAAUAGGUACCGCUUCGGCGGGAAGGUAAAUGGUGUUUCCGUGCAUUGCUCUGAUUUCGCCAGAAGCGGCUUAGUCAUGCUGGCCACAUGACCUGGAAAAACUGUCUGUGGACAAACGUCAGCUCCCUCGGUCAGUAAAGCGAGAUGAGCGCUGCAACCCCAGAGUCGUUUGCGACUGGACUUCACUGUCAGGGGUCCUUUUCCUUUACCUUUUUAAUGUGAAUUAAUUUUUCCUUGUCUCAAUUUCUGGCUUUUGCUAGGACUUCACCAUGACACUUUACCUUAGACAUUACUGGAAAGAUGAAAGGCUAUCGUUUCCAAGUACCAACAACCAAAGCAUGACCUUUGAUGGCAGACUAGUGAAAAAGAUCUGGGUGCCGGAUAUGUUCUUUGUGCAUUCCAAACGAUCCUUUAUCCAUGACACCACCACAGAUAACGUCAUGCUCCGGGUCCAGCCAGAUGGGAAGGUGCUUUACAGCUUGAGGUAAGGUGAAAUCCACAAAAAUGCUUGGUUGAGCUUCUGCAAGUAUGCUGACUUCAUUUCUUAUACAGCUGUGUGCAUGAAUUCUCAGUGGGUGUAACCCAGAUCAAGACGUAUCACAAGUGUGUGCCACUAACAUUAUCCAAGUUCAGAAUAACAGAUGACUUUGUGUAUGUGGAGUCAUCUGGUGGACGGAGCCAUUGUCAGCUUCAGAUUUAGAGGGGCCCUUGAGAACGAUGCUCUCGGGGGACCCUCUCCUUUGCCACGGCCAUCACUGCCCAUUCCCUUGGGUCUCCCUCUGGGCCCACUCUUCACACCGCCCAAAAUGAGAUGCUGCUGUUCCUUCUCUUUUGCAUUUGUCACUGCUUGCAGAUUUAGCAAUAGCAACAGCAAGGAGGAGAAGCAGGGCAAGGGUCCUCCAGAGCUCAGCAGUGGACCUUAUGCUGGAAUGUCAGGGGUUAGAUUCACUCGAGAUAAGUAAGCAUAAUGUUUGUUAUCAGUCAAUUUCACAACUUUUAACAAAAGUCAAGAAUGGCAAAGGUCUCCUGACAGUGUUGUCUGGGUGUUGUCCUGCUUUGGGGAUUCACAUGUGCCAAGUUUGGUUUGUGUAAGGCAACCCUUUUUUGCUCCUAAGUCAGCAGGGUACCUCCCACCACAAAUCUGGUUCACUUCUUUUCAGUGCAAGCCAGACCUGUUAAUUCAGAAGUAAGACCCCAUGAGUCAACACAGCCUACCUUGUGCAUGUUGAAUGAGACGUACUUCCUCUGAAUCACUGGGACAUCUAGGCAGAAGCACCAGCUUCUCCAAAUGAUUGAGGGGGCCCGAAGCAACAUCUUGAUGUCACACACAUCAUACAAUGUCCUGACGUCGUGCAUAGGGCCCUCUGAAUAUUGAGUGGGCCCCACCCUCUCAAAAAAGAGAUAGGGGUCCCCACAGUGCCUUGGUCCCCAGGAGCUGGCGCCCCUGCUCCUAGGUAUGUGUGCAGAGGACUAUAGCCUUAGGAAGUGAGCCUAGUUGAAUGCAAAGGAAUUACUUCUCCAUAUAUAAAGAAUUGUACGGACUUGAAACAUGUGAAAGUGUUACGAACUAGGCAUGCAUCUAACGUGCAUUAUUCCUGCUUUGUGUUUUCUUUUUAAAAUAUGUGGCUUUUUAAUCAUGUAAAAGGAAGGCAUUUUAAAUAUGCUUAUUCUGUUUCUAGGGUUACUGUAACAGCUAUGUGUAACAUGGAUUUUAGUCGCUUUCCCCUUGACACACAAACGUGUUCACUGGAAAUUGAAAGCUGUAAGUAAACGGGAUCUCUGAAGAAGGCCGAAUGCUGAUGCCUCACAUUUUGUUUCAAAAUAGGGGUUGUGUGCUUUUAUUCUGAAAGGGUGUUCCUGUGCUUUCCAUAGCUGUGUGCUGGAGAAAUUAUGCAACCUCAGCAUGAGUGCUGUGCGCGCAUAAUUGGUACUGCUGCCCUAAGAAGAGUGAGCACAGCUCACAAUGAAUUGUCCAACAAUUCUUUUUUCUUUUGCUUACAAAGAUAUAGGAACAAACACCCUGCUUCUUCUCUGUGACUACUUUAAUUUCAGUAAAGCCCUCUUGCAAAAGGAGACCGAGUACAAACUCCCUCCUCUAUUGCCCCUGCUAGUCAUGGCCCUUGCAGGUCUGUGACUAGAUUGGAUGACGAGGGCCUAAAAUAGACUAGAUUGGAUGAUGAGGGCCUAAAAUAAUAAUUAUAUUGGUUUGUUUUUUUAAAAAAAUGUUGCUUAUACUCCAGCAAACAAUCUACAGACAGUACAGUGUCCCUUGUUUUCUUAUCUCUUGUUGUGGCUAAUUACUGGGUUCGUAAAGCAUUGUGCAAAAAAAGUAGUAAGUAAAAUUAUUAAUGUAAAAAUUUGUAAAUUAACAGCUGCCCACCUUUUGCUUUCACUUGAUUAAAAAAGAAGUGGAUGAUAUUUUCAGAGGUGAAACUGGGAAUUGCGGAGAAGCAGAGGCAAUACAUGUCCUCCACCCCCCAACAUUGAUGUUAAAGAGUCUGCUCUCAGGUCCUUUCCUUAUUCUCAUAUAUGUCAACAGCAGCUAUUCACUUAAAUGAGAGAAAAGUAAAUAAGAGCUCAUAUUAAAUAGAAAAUAAAAUCCUGUCACUGGACUAUAUGGUGUAUAUCUGUUGACAGUAAGAUAGCAUUCGGUACGCGACUUAGGCCACAGUGCCAACUGGCUUCAUUACAAUAAAUGAGUUAAUAUUUCCUCCCUCUCUAGAUGCUUACACUGAAGAUGAUCUCAUGCUGUACUGGAAGAAUGGCAACGACUCCCUGAAAACAGAUGAGAGGAUAUCGCUAUCCCAGUUCCUCAUACAAGAGUUUCACACUACCACCAAACUUGCCUUUUAUAGCAGCACAGGUGAGUGAAUUUUGACAAUAAAGCCUGGACAAGGCUCAAUUAUUAUCGAUUUUUAUGGAAAUAGGUUUGAUCGCAACUUGGAGAAACUGUCUUUGGACUUGCCAGAGAGGCUGUGGCAUCAUGUCACACGUUGUCUUCCCUGCAAAGGGCUCGGCAGCCGAUGCCAGAUUGUGCUGCUGAACCCCAAAUUUGGGUUUAUGCACAAUGCUGUAACCCAGUAUCUUUGGUAUGGGGUUAAUUCAAAGAGCUUAUUAUUAACAGGGUGAUAAUCUCAUCCUGUAGCAACUGCUUUUCGAAAAGGCUGUUUAGAAAGGAGUUGCUGUACAGUAAAAGCUUCAAAGUACUAUUGCUACCAAGUGAUGAUUACCACCACCAUGCAAACAACAUGGUAGUCAUCUUUGGGGACUGCUGUUUUGAAGUCUCUGUUAUUGAGGAGUACAUCUAAGGUGUGCAAAACGUUUGGAUAGUUGUAGUUAUACGAGGUCAGCACCCUUCAUAAACUACAGUUCCCAGGAUUUUUGGGGAAAAUGCAAUGACUGUUAAAGUGGUACAAGAUCACUUUAAAUGUACGGUGUGGAUGUGGGCUUUUGUGAUUGACUUCUACCUUCUUUGUCUCCUGUAGGCUGGUACAACCGCCUCUACAUCAACUUCACUUUACGCCGGCAUAUCUUCUUCUUCUUACUCCAGACCUAUUUCCCUGCCACUCUGAUGGUCAUGCUGUCCUGGGUGUCCUUUUGGAUAGACCGCAGAGCUGUGCCUGCAAGAGUUCCCUUAGGUAAACAAACCAAACCUCGCUGUGUCUGACCUGCUCUUUUUAUAGCAAUGCCAAUCCAGGAGGGUCUCUCUGAACAGCAGGUGACGUUGCAAUGUCUGAGACUGUUUCUCACUCCCUUCUCCUAUUUGCUGGGGGAGUAUUAGCUGGCCAUGGGGGUCUAUGGCAGGUGGAGGCCUGGAUGCAUCCACAUUCAUGGAUGGCACUGUAGAAAUAGGCUAAGAAUUGCUUAUGUAUUAGUCACUUUUCUGAGCUAAAUGCUCAGAAAGCAAUGUAAAAUAGAGAAAUAAUAUCAGUAAUAUUUGCAGAGUAUGAAGCAUUGAGUGGAAAAUUAUAUUUUAACAUUUCAGUGGCUCCAUCGGUAGGCAUAGCUGUGAUUAUCUUCUCUGAUUAUUAUUUAUUAAAUUUGCAUUUGGAUCUCCUAGUUCUCUCUUCCCUUCCCAAUUCAUUGCUUCUGAUGUUACAGUUGUAUUAUCUAGCCUACACAGAGUCCAAUGAAUUCAUGCCCAUUAGGAAAUAGGCAGGGGUUUAUGGUGUAGUAUCUUGAGAGAGUUUGAGUAGUGUAUAUUUGCAGCACUGCAUGUGACAUCAUAGACUCCAAAGGAGACGGUAUUAGCUCCUGGACCUUUUGCUCUUUCUCUCACAAAGCAGGAUUCUGUUAAAGCCCAAGCAGGGAAAUCUUUCUUUGCUGACGUACGUAAAUGAUGAAAAGUCUUCACUCAAAGGGAUAGGAUAUAAAGUGGUCACUGCACUCACACUUUCAGCAGUGAUUAAACUGCAUAUGCAAAGCUAUUUGGUUCUGACCAAUAUUAAUUGAUUGGUAAUGAAUACAGGGUUGUGGCCCCUGGCUAAGAGGUAAUUAUGCACUACUGUGACUUCAGAUUGUCACAUUUUGUGGUCAUCCUUCUUGUUGUGCAUCACCGCUAUUUUGAUCCAUAACUUAAAUAUGUAGGAAUGUCCUGUACUUUAGAUAAUUAUUUAUACUUUUCAAAUGGAAUGCGGAAGUGGCACAGAAUGUAAUCAUAGCUUAGAUUUAAAACGUGUGAAACAAACUGGAAAGUCAGAUUUAUCCAUCCUUCCUUGCGAGACUGAAUAGUUUACAGCACAAUCUGCAGAGAACUGAUUCUAAGUUAAAUGAGGCCUCUAGGUAAUUGUGCUUUGGAUUCCUGGUCUGCACUGCAAUCCAACCCAGAAGUAAACCUCAGCGCUUUCUGUUAUGUACUGAAGUUCUCACCAUGGGCCAGCAGGGGGAUAGUCUAGAUAGUUUUCACUCAGGUCCACAUAUGCAAAUAAGGGAUUGAAAGUGACAUUCAGUGAUUGGAUAGUUACAGAAAGUGGUUACUGUUGCGUUGUAGUGGAGCUCUAUAUAAGCAGACUGGCUGAACCCUUCAGCUCAGUUCUGUUCUGGCUUGUGAAUAAACAAGAGCUGUUUGAAGAAUCGUUGUGUCGUCUGAUAUGUUCCCCCACAACUUAACAUUUUCAGUGCAGUUUACUCCCUAGUGAAUAUGUUUAGGACUGCAGCCUUGGUCUAAAUCUGUGUCCAAGGGCUGUACCAUCAGCCCACAGGUCAUCCAUGCAUCAGCUCAUGCAAUCCAGCACACAAUUUGCACCAGGCCACAACCAGAGAAAGGUGACAGCAUGGAAGAUGAUAGCACACCAUUCAAAGAAGGUAGAGCAGCCCACCUCAAGCUAGCAUUUCAUUUCUUAAUGAAACACUUGGCCCUCUGUUUAGGGUAAACAAAGCCAACUUGUCACCAAAAUGACAUCUCCAAACGGAUUAUUGUAUGUCUCCAGGGAUCACGACGGUGCUGACCAUGUCUACCAUCAUCACGGGCGUCAAUGCCUCUAUGCCUCGGGUUUCCUACAUCAAAGCUGUGGACAUUUACCUCUGGGUCAGUUUUGUGUUCGUCUUCCUUUCGGUGUUAGAGUACGCAGCAGUAAACUACUUGACUACAGUGCAAGAGCGAAAGGAACGGAAGCUGCGAGACAAGGUAAAUGUAACGUCAUUUGGUGCUGUGCAGAUAAAAUGGCUGUGUACGGUGCUCCCCCCCCCCCUAGAAAAAUAGGUGCUGGUACUCACCAUGAAGUUAUUACAGUAAGUGCCACACUUUUUAACAACAAAAAAAGAGGUGUCUGUACUGCGUACCCUUGAGUACCCCCUGGAAAACCAGCACUGGCUGUGUAGAUUCUAAAGAUGAAUCAGACAGACAGACAGACACACACACACACACACACACACACACACACACAAUGGGGGUCUAACAGUAAAACUGUGUUCUACCCAAGGGUAUGUUCAAACCAGUUUUUGGUUUUUUUACUCGGGUUGGAUCUACACAUGCAACAUGAGAUGCCCAAAUAUUAACUUUUUUAAAAAAGGUAGAAAUGGUGCAGCUCACUAUGCCACCUCUGAAUGUUUCCAUGUUAAGAGCAGCCUGCUAGAUCAGGUUAAUAGCCAGCAUCCUGUUAUCACUGUGGCCGAGAUGCCUGUGGAAAGCCCCAAAACAGAACCUGACUGCAACAGCACUCUCCUCACUAGUGAUUACCAGCAGCUGGCAUUCAGAGGCAUGUUGCCUCUGACAGUGGAGGUGGAACAUAGCCAUCGUGGCUGGUAGCUGUUUAUAGAAUUUGUCUAAUCUUCUUUUAAACUCAUUCAGUUUGGUGGGCUCCCACUAGUUUUCAAUUCAUUUCCUAGUAUGGAAAUCACAUUUUUCACAGCUGUCUUGGCACAGCGAUGAACACUGCACUCACUAUAGGAAGGAUGGUCUGGAAAAACCAUUAGUUUCUUCACAUGAAUUUUAAUGCUCAUGCUAUACAGCCUACACAAGCACACUAUCUCAUAUUGGAUAGAAUGAGCCUGAAUGUGGCUUGGUUCCAUGGUGCCCUCUAUUAACAGAAAAGCACUUGCAAAAGUGGGGAGGUGCCCCAAUUUCCACCCUUUCCUCAGCUGCAUUAGAGUAUAGGGCAGUAUAUUAAUUCUAAUAAUAAUAAUAAUAAUAGAGGGUCCCAUUCUGCGAGCAUGUAUCUGUUCACCAUUUGGAAGAGCCAACUCAAAAUCUAGUAUGGUGUAUUUUCACAAAUUUACCUUUAUAUCAGCUAUCCUGGCUACUAAUAAUGCAGGAAAUCAUAGCCAGAUAAGAGAAACUGUGGUUAGAUGAGAUGAGUCCUCACCUAUGGAUUUGUGACAGAAGCAACAGCUUAAGGCUGCAUUAUUGCUCCACUCCAAUAUGUCAACUGCCAGUUUUCCCCGAGUACAACUAUCUUCCUUCUUUCCUCUACAGCUUCCUUGCACUUGUACAAUACCUCAGUCAAGGCAACUGAUGGGGAUGGAUGGCAGCUAUAGUGACGGGGAGGUGAAUGAACUGGGACAGUAUGUGUCUGAAAAUGGAGAUAAACAAGACCGAAUGAUGGUUCAGCUGGCACUUGGCUCAGAAAGGAAUUCAAGCAGGAGGAAAAACCAGAGAUACAGCAGCAUGAGGAUUGAUACACACGCCAUUGACAAGUAUUCCAGAAUAAUAUUUCCAGGUGCAUACAUUUUAUUUAACCUGAUAUACUGGUCCAUUUUUUCAUAGUUAUUUCUUUAGCCAGUUUCCAUGUGGGUGGGACAUGUGUUAACUGUAUGAAAUUAAUGUCCAUCAAGAAAAUGUGACAAUAGAGACUGUUCGAUACUCCUGUUACAUGAAAUUCACACAAUGCACUCUCCGAUUUAUUAUACUGAGACCUAAGUGGAAAUCUCUGCUGAACUGUCAGUUUCACCAGGCCUCAAAAUGGCCAUCAUGGUCAAUCAAAACAAUAAAAAGGGGGGAGAGGGAGGAAUGAAAAUUUGCAAAGUGACAAAUGCUUUUAUUUCAAAAGACAAUACGUGAUAGGCAUUUUUAAAGUACAGAAUAUUGUAACAGUGUCGCUAUGAUGGGAAGAGGAAUUUUAGAGCACAUCUGCGUUCCAAUUACAGAAAUGAUGGACCAUGUUAAUAUUUUUGUUUCAGUUUGUAAAUAUAUAUAAUAUUGUAAAAUUAUCUAUUUAAGUGUAAAUUGCAAAUCUAAACAGUGUACUGUACACUUUUACCAUCAAGACUCCUCUCAAGUAAAAACAUCUACUUUUUUGGCUUACAGGCAUGUGUGUGUGUUAUUGCUAAUCAGUCACUUGUUGAUGUCACCCUCUAAGGAAAGUCAGGGACCUACAAGGUUCUUACACCGUUUUCCUUAUCAGGAUGCCCAGUUGGUUAUAUUAGGAAUAACAUUGAUUAAACUCACUCACUUACUGAACAUUUACCCAAACUGAAUAUCCUGGGUGAGACCCAAUGUUAAUCAGAUUAGAUGCAGUGAAAUCAAUGGAUUAACUAAAUUAAAGCUGUUGGUUUCAAUGGGUCUACUCAGAGUAUGACUGCCAUUGGAUAUCAUGUCCUACAAGAGGUUCCACAGGAAUUUUCACAGAGCUACCAGGGAUGUUGCCUGUGCCUCUCUCAUAUUGAGGCAUAUUGACAUGGAAAACAGUUUCUAAAGCAGGAAUGCAAUUUAAACUAUUGUGUUUAUAAAGUAACCUUUGAUAAUACUCUAAUUAUUAAGCAAUCGAAAUUAGUCUGCAAGAGAGAUCAUAUGCAGCAUCAUAGCUUAACAAGCAGGAUCACAAAGGUCUUUUUAAAAUUUUCAUGGCCUAUGGAAUUCUUCCAGUUUAAGUAUAUAGUCUAACAGAUUUUAGUUCAGAAAUGUUAGAAAACUUUACUGUAUCUCCAAGAAAGGAUUAUCUAGGCACCUUUAUGCAAUUUUUAUAAAAACUAUGUUAAGAGAACACAGUACAGUGUUUCUGCACAUCUCAGGUGCUCAAGAGGUCCACUGUUAUAAACAAACCGAGUCGUGUGUUCAAGACUGAAAAUGAUUUUAAUACAUUACAAGCUCUUGGUGGUUUUUGCUGGAAUGAACAUCUCACUAUAAAAGCACAAGGCAAGAUUGAAAAUGGUUGGCGACACAUCUCAAGUGGUCAGUACAUUGCAGAACUCAGGACUGAGCAGGUAAGAUUUUCAAUUUGACCUUUAAACUUCAUCUGUCAAAAUGGCUAAGGCAGACAAGCAUCACUACACAAGAAGAAAGCUUAACUUCUCACUAGGCAACUAAGAAGCACCAGAAUUUCUCAGUGACAUUUAAAGGUCGAAAAAGAAGCAUGCAUUUAUUAGUUUAGCAACAUACCCAGAAAGCUUCACUGAGCUAAAUUAAUGGAAACACAUAAUUGCUAUCAUCAUCAUCAUCAUCAUCAUCGCAUACCUCAUUGCCCUUGGAAAAUGAAUGCAUCAUAGUCACAGAAGUAGCCCAAGCAGAGGGGUGGCAGUGGUGGUUGCAGCAACAGCAGUGGGACCGGCGGCAUCUCUGCUGCCGCCUCAGCUCCUUCAGGCAUGCCACUAUCCUCUGCGGUUGGCUCACUUUGCUGAGGGUGGAACGGGGAGGGUGCAUGAAGCAAACUUUGCCAGCGACCCUUUAGCCUAACUUCUAGCUCGUACACACUCAACUUUGAACCCUGUCUUUUGUCUUUCUAACUAUCCAUUUGUUAUCUGGCACAGAGCCACUUCCUUUGUUACUUUGAUGGCCCAUACUUAGAAGGCCAUAACAUCACCAGGAAUGUUGAAUCCGUGCUGGAUCCAGGAAUUAGAAGGGUUUCAGGCAAGCUGUCUCCCUACCUGGUUUGUGGGUCACCCGAUUCUGGUGCACGUCAAAUAAAUGCGCUCCCACCUCCCUCGAUCUUUCAGAUUCAGGUGGGUGGCUAGGGCAGCUCAGAAGGGCCCUCGCACAAACGUCUGUGUGUGCAACGGUAGACGCCUAGCUGGAAAGAUUAAAGUCUACUCCUGCAGCUACACAAAGGAUGGAUUGAAGAAAUAUGAAUUGACCCUGCCCCGUAGCUUGACCAAUUGCGGCUGGGCUAGGUGCAUAG
Podarcis lilfordi (Lilford's wall lizard) is the source of this 14400-nucleotide messenger RNA. The record is from the annotation of a GenBank genome assembly. NCBI's taxonomy places the organism in Eukaryota, Metazoa, Chordata, Lepidosauria, Squamata, Lacertidae.